Molecule: messenger RNA, 1248 nt
Organism: Yamadazyma jaroonii
Lineage: Eukaryota; Fungi; Ascomycota; Pichiomycetes; Serinales; Debaryomycetaceae
Source: the annotation of a GenBank genome assembly
AUGACUUCAGAGGCAGAAAUACGAUCUUCCGAUUCUUCUAUUGAUGAAAAUGUUGAAAAUGGGACGGGGGGUUCAACUAGUCAAAGAAGAAUGGCUAAAGUACCUACCAAUAUAAUGGUACAAGAUUAUGAUAAAUACAGAAAACAUUUAAAAGAAUCAGGACUUUUGGCAUUUAAAGGUGAAGGAACGACGGCAUUACUUGAAAAUUUACAUGAAUUACAAGGGUUGUAUGAUAACUACCACAAAACUUCAAGUAUGACGGUCCAUUUUAGUGAUGCACAAGCAUUAAACGAUACUUCAAAUUAUGCUGCUGUCAAUGCUAAAAACUUGAAGUUGGGAGAUAUGGGAACUAGUCUCACCACUAAAGAGUUCACUCAUCGUUUGUCAGAGUUCUUAUUCGAUAGUCUGUUGGGUAAUGGAGCAUCCCUUGAUAAUGAACCAGAUCUCACCACAGAGGAGAGGUUCAAUCAAUUUGACUGGUUAAAGUUGGGGUUGCUUUUCUACAAUACCAGUUCGAAACCAAUCCCCAUGGAGUUCUUAAAUGGGCCUUUGGAAACUGAAAAGAAGGUACGAAACAGAAGAAAAGCUGUAGAUGAUACGAGAGGUAUCAAGAAUACCACCACAGCAGAACAACUUGAUGUUGACGACUUGGAGUAUGACGAACAAAACACUGCACAUUUAGUAAGAGAGAUUUACCGUACGGUUGACCAAAAACAAUCUGAUGAUGGUGCAGUGAAUUUUUUCAAGUUCUUUAUUGAUCCGAAUUCGUUCUCUCAAUCAGUAGAAAACCUAUUCCUCACCAGUUUUCUAAUCAGAGAUGCAAGAUUAAAACUCACAGUAAUAGAUGAUGUCCCUAUGGUAUCUAAGGUGGAUAAUGAAGAGUUCAGAAAGGUAAUGAGAAGUGAUAAGCUGAAAACCGAUACCAGUCACCACAUAGCAUCAUUUGAUUAUGAAACUUGGCAGGAACUAGUUCAGCAAUAUAACAUAACAGAAAGUUAUCUUGGUCAUAGAGACAUCGAAGGAGAAGCGUUCGAUGAAGCUGAUGAAGAUAGUUCUGAUGAAGAUGAAGAGAUAGAAGAUUACGGAACCUUUCAGAAUGGCCAUCAAGUUGAUGAUUCUCCUGGUCAAGAAUUUGAUCAAGAAUCUGAAGAAGACUCGGACCAAGACUCUGACGAGCAAGACUCUGACGAGCAAGACUCUGAAGAAGAAGCUCCUGUCAAUGUAAAAAGAAGAAAAUUAAAUCUGUAA